Messenger RNA from Tuber aestivum (summer truffle), 2081 nucleotides. Lineage: Eukaryota; Fungi; Ascomycota; Pezizomycetes; Pezizales; Tuberaceae. The record is from the annotation of a GenBank genome assembly.
CAAUGCCAUCUUGCUCCAAAAAGAAAUUUACUUUGUUUAAACAGGUAAGCUAAUCUCACCAUUACUCUCCCCUCCCAGCCACCAUGCUAAAUCAUCUCUCCACAGCAACCGCAUAGGCCAAUGCCGCUCGAAACUCCACCUUCAAAACUCCCCCUUGGGUCUCCUAGGAAAGAUCCCUCAAUUGAGCUUGGCCUCCCUCCGUCUCCGGCCCUGGCAACCAGCCCGGCAUCGAUAGCAAACUCUAGAACUAGCACGCUCUCACAAUCACCCUCUAAUAUCUCCUGCCUCAGCACCGGCACCUUCAAUCCUAGCCUCCGUCAGUCUAAUCAUAUCAUGGACCCGAUAAACGUACUCUCGGACCCCCACGAAUCCAACCCUUUAAUCACUGGAGCACCAGCUACGUCCCCUACGGAUGCUACAUACAAGCUUCAACAGUUACUCAAGGCUAGGACAACAGAUGGGGUACCAGACCUGUCUUCCGAAUCGCUGGAUGACGUGGUCUCUGUUCAUUCUACUGGAUCCUCGUUAAAAUUUGCCAAGGGCAUUGUGUCGGGAUUGUUUCGUGGAAACAGAGGCAUGGUUCCAGACAGUAUGUACUCUUGCUGCUUUUCUCUCCGGGGGCCUGGUUCAUGUUAAACGUUCCCGAUUAGAACCUUCAUAUCCAAGUGGAGAGCCCAGCCACUGCUCCGGCGAGCUUUCUAGCCCCGAGCAACAAAGCGGAAAUACGACGCCUGCCCCUGGGUCAAGUAGAAGGCUGUUUAGCCCACGGGGGCUAUUCCAGAAGCCAGCUAUGACGCCGGUAAAAGGGAAAGCUCAAGACCCCCUACCGUUUGAGAGACCAGCAGAUACUUCAAUGGCUACCGACCCCGCCGAAGAAGCCCUCUCCUCCGACGAUGAAGAGGGAAGUUUUUCAGUUUUGAGCCUGGUGCGAAGGUCAAGAGAAAAAAAGGCUUUGGUGCAAGCACUCAUGAGUACACCAUUACCUGCCGCAUUGCUGUCAUAAACCCGGGUUACUAAAUAUCCCAGAUACACCCAGCCCGUCCUCGGCCUCCGUUCGAACCCAGAUUCACACUCCGUUAGAUGGAGGAGAGGACCGUGCUCCCACCUCCGAGAAUGAACGUUCAACCUCGCCCUCUGUUCUAACACCUGCCAAACCGAAGCCCAAGAAUCCGACCGAUUCCAGAGAAAGCGUCAUACCUCACGAUGAUCCGUCGAAAAAUGUUCCUUCCGACAUCGAAGCGGCUUUCACGAAGAAGAAGGGUGAAACAGGUUUAUCCACCGUCAAUUUUCUCGUAUCUUAGACUAAUUAAGCAAAAGAAUCUAUCCGCAGCUGCCGCAGUACAUUCUCAAUCCCAGCCCGUGGUAUAAUCGGCCAGGGCUCUACGAGCAGCGUCUUGGACAGAACUCCGUUAACCAAAGAGACCCGUGAAUUCCACUCGAAGCGUGGACGAAAAUCAGGCGUUGAUGCGCUGACGAGUGCACUGACGAGUCCAACCUACAGACGUAAAAUAACAUCGUUAACCCCUCCAGACGAUUACAAGCUGCCAAAUCUUCCGGGAUACGUCAGUUUCCCUCCAUAUAUUCCCAGUAGUGGCCUAGCAUUGCUAUUCGGAAACGGUGAGGAGACCUGGAAGAGCUUAAAAAGGUUUCCGUCAUUCCGCACAAAGAAGGGGAUGAACGUGGUGGAGGAGAUAUUGGAGACAAAUCCCGGGGCGGGUAUCGAGAUCGAGAAUACAGCGGAAACAGGGGACUCAAGAGUGCGGACGAUAGAUAAAUAAAGCAGGGUCGAAUGCAGGCAAUAGUAGGUCUAAUUUGCCCGGACUAUAAUUUUACUAGACUGGCGAUGGGUUGGAGGUGGGUGCCGUAACUGGGCUCUGUCAAUCCAAGCACAUAAUCUCUGGAACGUUCACGAGAUAGGUUCUUCUUUGUAAGGUGCUUUCCACCAUUCCCUAUUUUGUACUAGUAGCCCAGAACAGAAAAUGGCUGUCAAAUUACAACAUGCCCCACCUCCUAAGCGGUCAAUUCCGCUCAACCAUCGCCCCGUGUUUAAGAUCAAGGAUUUCCACCGCCAAACAGCAAGA